AUGACUGACUUUCGAAUGCCCCUCCAUCAAGGGCCUCCUACUCGGAAGCCCCUCUCUGGUGCCCAGUAUGGUGGAUAUCAGUCCUACGAUUCUCCCCGACCUCAACUUGCGCCCCAUCUAGCGAGCCCGCAGACCACGCACAGUCGGACUCGAACCACAUCCUCCAACGUGUUGCCCUACUCAAGCGGCUCUCAGCCCUACCACGGCACUCCCUCACCUCCUAUGUCUCAAAUGGCUCUUCCUCACCAUCCACCAUCUCGCCGCAUGUCUAGCACCACUACCUCGACCUCGUCUACCAGCAACCACCCGGUACACACGGGAAACAGUGUUUCUGACAUCCGACGAACUGCUUCGGCUCGCUCUGCCAACUCUCAGCUUGGAUAUGUGGCCCUCAUGCGGCGGCAAAAAGCUACCGUAUGGUGUGACCGAGCACAACCUGAAGACGCUAGAUUGCGCGAACAAGCCCUGCGGGACAAGAAACGAGCAUACCUUGAAGUUCAUGGCUCAGGCGCUGGCCGGUCAGGAACCUUGGCUAGUGGCAAGAUUCGACAUGGUCCUAAGGGAGCUGCUGAAUUUUCACCCUCAAACCUAGUGGGCGCCAAAGUCCCCGUGCGACUCAGCGCGAACGAGGUCGGUGAUGGGGACGAUGACACUCUCAGCAGCGAGGGUGGCGCAAUUCACAGACGGACCGGUAGCGGCCGCAGCUCUCUGGGAAGUGCCCACCGCUACCCAAGUGGAUACUCGCGGACACCGGGAACAAUGGGCAGCAACAGCACGCCUCCGAACGAAAGGACGGACCUUCCAGAAGUAUCCGAAAAUACACCGGCGGAGAUUCACGAGGAAGAAAAGAGCCGACUGUCAUACCUCCACAAAGACGAUGCCGCCACAACACACAGCAGCGAACAAGAGCAAGAAGACUUUGUUGGCGACAUGUUGGGUCCGAAUGCCGGCACUGCGGCAGCCGAUAAAGCUCUCAAAGCAUCCGAGUUACGACGACGAGGCAGUGUAGACGAGCGAACUACUUCCAUGACCAAUGUGCGACUUUUCGUCGCAAACCCCGAUUCAGACAGCGACUGA
Penicillium psychrosexuale is the source of this 1077-nucleotide messenger RNA. RefSeq lists its product as uncharacterized. Lineage: Eukaryota; Fungi; Ascomycota; Eurotiomycetes; Eurotiales; Aspergillaceae. The coding region runs from base 1 to 1077 and encodes 358 amino acids. The record is from RefSeq and is a predicted model, not a curated record. The transcript has a single exon.